ACAUCUUAAUCAAUGGCUAACGCAGGUGAAGAAUUCAGGCUGGUCUCGCCGGGCAUAGAGCACGACGGCCGGCUACCACGAAAAUAUACCGACGAAGGUCAAGGAGCCAAAAAGAACAUAUCCCCGCCACUUGAAUGGUACAAUGUGCCGGAAGGGGCAAAGAGUCUUGCUUUGGUGGUUGAAGAUAUUGAUGCCCCUGAUCCGGAAGGUCCGAUUGUGCCAUGGACUAUAUGGGUGGUGAGUAACAUUCCGCCGUCGUUAAAGGGGCUGCCGGAGGGAUUUUCCGGUAAGGAGACGGCGGAAGGUAAUAUUAAGGAAGGGCAUAACGAUGAGAAGGUCCCCGGUUGGCGAGCGCCUAAGAUGCCGUCGCACGGGCAUCGGUUUGAGUUCAAAUUGUAUGCUUUGGAUGAUGAGCCACAUCUAGGAAACAAGGUGACGAAGGAGAAACUGUUGGAUAGCAUACAAGGUCACGUGAUUGGAGAAGCAGUGUUUAUGGUUCAUUUCUGAUCUGUCUGUCUGUUUUUGUUGUUAUAUUAUUAUUAUAAAUUGCCACU
Molecule: messenger RNA, 554 nt
Organism: Impatiens glandulifera
Lineage: Eukaryota; Viridiplantae; Streptophyta; Magnoliopsida; Ericales; Balsaminaceae
Product: UPF0098 protein CPn_0877/CP_0992/CPj0877/CpB0906
Exons: 3
Coding region: 13-507 (164 amino acids)
Source: RefSeq, a predicted model, not a curated record